AUGUCGCAAGCAAGUUCUUCCUCUUCUAGCUCGUCAAACUCGUCAAACGGGUCUCCGAAUAAUCUAUCAAAUACUGUUCAGUCACAAUUGUUUAGCUUCCAGGACAAUGAAAAAGUGUUAUGUUAUCACGGUCCUAUGUUAUAUGCCGCUACUGUAAAGGAGGUAAAUUCUCAGUAUGUGGACGCUUCUGGUGAAGCAGGACUUUAUUACAAAAUUCAUUAUCAUGGAUGGAAUUCGAGAUCGGACGAAUGGGUCCCUCAAAAUCGAAUUUUAAAAAUGAACGAAGAAAAUAUGAUUUUGCAGAAUACUCUCCAGGAAGAGUUAAAAAAUCGACCUUCUGCUGUUGCUGCACGAGCAAAUGCCGCUGCCAAUCAACAGGAAUCUAAUAAUAUAGUCAACACAGCAGUACCUAUGGAAGUGGAUGAAGUGGAGAACUCAAAUAAAGAUUCAUCAUUAGAAAAUGACACUUCCAAUACAAAACUUAAUUCGCCACCCGUUGCUACGGCAACUAAUAAUAAUAAGAAUGCUACAGAUGAAAAUAACCACCAGAGCACAAAUAACAAA
Ambispora gerdemannii is the source of this 564-nucleotide messenger RNA. Lineage: Eukaryota; Fungi; Glomeromycota; Glomeromycetes; Archaeosporales; Ambisporaceae. The record is from the annotation of a GenBank genome assembly.